This is a messenger RNA of Penicillium brasilianum, 2323 nucleotides long. The record is from the annotation of a GenBank genome assembly. NCBI's taxonomy places the organism in Eukaryota, Fungi, Ascomycota, Eurotiomycetes, Eurotiales, Aspergillaceae.
CACGGCCCGACAGCCAAGCUCAACCAUCUCCCGAAUGGAGCUCACCUGGCUCGCCGAUACACCGCAGUCGCGAACUCGGACGCGGGCCUUGAGAGCCUGUCCGGCCUGCCAGCGUCGUAAAAAACGAUGCCGACACCUCAGUGCAGGUUCGGAGGUCGAGGAGCAUCGACCACCACGGCAAAUCCGGGGUGUAGCCACGACGCAAUCUUCUAGCAGUCAUAACCAUGACUUUCACUAUUCACACCAUCCGCGAUCAUUUGCAAAUGAUCCUCCGCGGGCGCAGACUGCGUCUGCCGGCCCGUCUUUGCCGGCUUUAUCAAGUACGGAGCGAUUCGUGGGUGAUUUGAAUCCCGAGGCCGUCAUUCGCGAACGACUUGACGAGCCGAUUGGCAAUCCUUUGCGAGACCGUGUCGGGCUCUGGAUUAGUUCGCCGGACAGUGCGGACGCGACGCAGACGAAACGAUCCGCUGCGAGUACGGACGCUCUUCCAACGGUGCCCUCCGCCGAGGGUGCUCUCGAUGGCCAGACCGUGGCUGCCGUUCUCUCACAGCGGUAUACAUCAGCAAUGCAAGCUUGCAGUCGAAUUCCCGCCACGACUCGGGAACCCCUCAUAAGUCUAUAUUUCUCCAAGGUCAACCGGAUCAUCCCCUUGGUAGACCAAACCGCCUUUACCUCCCACCAAAAUCAAACACAAGCCCACUCUCCAACCUCGCCAUUCCUCGAAAGAGCAAUCUGCCUCGUCGCAGCCAAACAUCCUACUGCACGUCCUCAUCUCCGCCUGACAGAGACCACACCUAUAGUCUCACCCCGCCACUUCUGCACAGAAAUCUACAAAGGCCUCGUCGCGUCCAUGAACGCAAACCUCGAACCAGAUCGAUACACACGCAUCCGAGUCCUGGCAUUGAUGUCACUGCACUGCGAAGGGUACGAAGGCGCGGAGACCGCGUCCUUGCAUCUGUGUGAGGCGAUCCAUCAAGCUCAAACGGUGGGUUUACAUUUGGACCGGCCGGGUCGGGAAGAUGGGGAUUCGCUGUCGUUGUUGUUUUGGGGGUUGUGGACGUUGGAUAAGAUGCAUGCCAGUUUGGGGGGGAGGCCGGUCAUCUUGGCCGAUCGGGAUAUUGGGAUAGGGAAGCCUGGACCCAAUCUUGGACAGCAGGGGCAGAAUCAGAAUCACGACCAGAACCAGAGACAGAGGCAAGGGUAUACCCCGGUUCGAGGAUCUGGGGUAUCGCAGGGGGCGUUUCGGGUGUGGUUGGCCGUUUCGGAGUUGCUGGCCACAGUGAUAUCCUUCUACCGGCCCUCGGCGGGAGUGACGAGCGGAUGGGAAGAAGGAUUCCCUGCCUUUGAGGAUAUCGUGGGCGAAGCCGGACAGGGCGAUUUAGAUUUUGCUACACUCGGCUUUCUAGAAUUAUACUACCAUUGUGUGGCAAUUCUAUCUUGCCGAUACAAACUCACCGAGCCCCUCGACAACACCAAACUCUCAUCCAUCCGGCAGGGACUCGCCGCCAUCCGAAUCCAUUCCAUCGUCGCAUCCGAAUGCGCGGGGGAUCUUCCGCCGUUACCGAUCGUACCGUAUGCCCUCUCGCUAUCGAUGGGCGUGUCGUAUCGACAAUUACGCUCCAGCAGGUUGAUCACACACUUUGAUCGAGCCAAAGCUAGUCUAGAGGCUAGUUGCGCUUUACUCGAAGAUCUCAGUGCGGACUGGUACUCUGCCGAGGCGAUGGCUCGGCUGGGACGAAAGGCAUUGCAACAGAUUGAGCAUGAGCAUGAGCAUGAGCAUGAGCAUUCACGGCGGGAUACGCCGGAGCCUGUUCAGCUUCAGGCUAGUGUUAGUGGCGCAGUUAUGGAUAGCAGUGUACAAGCCGUUGAUCAUGACAAUGCCCCGAUGAUCUCGGGAUCCGUGGGUGCAGAGUCUAGUCAAAGAGUCGUGGGGGUGGACUCGGCGAUGGCACCGGUUGUGGGUGGUACUGGGAGUGAGGCGGGUUUGGGCAAUUCGAUGGCAGAAGUGGAUCAUUCGAAUGGCUUGGAUAGUGGGAUGCAUGGGUUUGCAGAUAUCGAUACGUUGUUUGGUGAGUUUCUGGACUUGUCGCUGCCGACGAAUUUCUGGGAUCCUAUUUUCCUGGAGGAUGAUAUGAUGGAAGGGUGAUAUACUCCUAGAGGUAUACUCCUAGCUAUACUCCUAGCUAUACGCAAGAAUGUGUAUAUAUAUGCAAAUGUAUACAUGCACGGUCUGUACAGUUCUAUAAAUAUAGAACUCAACUUUGAUGACCGUCUCGGAGAUUGGACGGUCUUGCCCCGCCGAUCUCGCGGUCCAGAACCCCGU